Plasmopara halstedii is the source of this 378-nucleotide messenger RNA. Its product is annotated as rna polymerase i transcription factor subunit rpa12. The record is from RefSeq and is a predicted model, not a curated record. Bases 1 to 378 code for a protein of 125 amino acids. The transcript is spliced from 2 exons. Gene Ontology annotation, molecular function: nucleic acid binding; zinc ion binding; DNA-directed RNA polymerase activity. Lineage: Eukaryota; Oomycota; Peronosporomycetes; Peronosporales; Peronosporaceae. Gene Ontology annotation, cellular component: RNA polymerase I complex. Gene Ontology annotation, biological process: DNA-templated transcription; termination of RNA polymerase I transcription.
AUGUCGAUGGAGUUCUUCGCCUCAAGAACCAGAGUUACUGGUCCAGCCUUCUGUCCACACUGUGGCACUAUUCUGGACCAUCCCGAUACCAAUAACAUUGUUUGCUCUGCAUGCGAGUACCGCUGUCGCUACCAAGACCUUCCAUCAUUAUCUGUGGUGACCCAGAGCGAAGACAGACCACUACCAAAAUGGCUAGACGCCAAAGUAGGCAUGAGCGAGGUCACAGGUCCAGCUCGCGCUACAGUGGAGGAGACGUGUCCAAAAUGCGAGAAUCCCGAAAUGGACUACUACACGCUGCAACUCCGGUCGGCCGAUGAGGGCCAAACAGUCUUUUAUGAAUGUAAAAAGUGUGGACACAAGUUUUCCGUCAAUAACUAA